Gossypium raimondii (Peruvian cotton) is the source of this 2507-nucleotide messenger RNA. Its product is annotated as C2 domain-containing protein At1g53590-like. The record is from RefSeq and is a predicted model, not a curated record. The coding region runs from base 32 to 2275 and encodes 747 amino acids. Gene Ontology annotation, molecular function: lipid binding. The transcript has 12 exons. NCBI's taxonomy places the organism in Eukaryota, Viridiplantae, Streptophyta, Magnoliopsida, Malvales, Malvaceae.
GGAUCUUUUGUUAAUAAGUUGGAACAUAAAGAUGAUUUUAGAAAUGGAAUUCAUGGAGGUUUCAAUAAUGCAUCACAUUGGGUUGAUUUUCAUGCUGCUUUGGCUGCUCUCUUGCUUCAAUCUUUGCAAUGCAGUUGCUUAUUUCGUCUCUCUCGUUUAUCUCUACUCGGUUCAUGCAAGGUAUAUAAUGAGAUUGAGGAAGAAAUUGGAGUAUGAGGAAAGAAAGCAAUCUUAUAGGAGAAGGGUGUUUUCGGAGUCAGAGUCGGUUCGUUGGUUAAACCAUGCUGUUGAGAAGAUAUGGCCGAUUUGUAUAGAACAGAUUGUGUCGCAGAAGAUUCUGCUUUCGAUCAUACCGUGGUUCUUGGAUAACUACAAACCAUGGACUGCUAAAAAAGCUGUGGUUCAGCACUUAUAUUUAGGAAGAAAUGCACCUUUGUUUACAGGGAUGAGGGUUCUUCACCAAUGCCCGGAUGACGACCACUUGGUAAUGGAGUUGGGAAUGAAUUUUCUCACAGCGGAUGACAUGAAUGCAGUUCUUGCUGUGAAACUAAGGAAAAGAUUGGGAUUCAGGAUGUGGGCAAAGUUGCAUAUAACAGGCAUGCAUGUUGAAAUUAAGGUUAAAAUUGGGGUGAAGUUUCUCAGGCAGUGGCCUUUCCUUAGUCGUCUGCGAUUAUGUUUUGUUGAGCUUCCAUAUUUCCAGAUGACUGUGAAACCUAUCUUUAAUCAUGGACUCAAUGUUACCGAAGUUCCAGGAAUUGCUGCAUGGCUUGAUAAGCUUCUCUCACUAGCAUUUGAACAGACACUUGUUGAGCCAAAUAUGCUUGUUGUUGACGUUUUGAAGUUUGCUUCACCCCAGCCAGAAAAUUGGUUUACUGUUAAUGAGAAUCAACCUCGUGCUCAUGCCAAGGUUGAAGUUGUUGAAGCAGCAGAUAUGAAACCUUCAGAUUCUAAUGGAUUGGCUGAUCCGUAUGUGAAGGGGCAACUUGGCUUGUAUAGAUUCAAGACUAAGACACAUAAGAAAACUUUGUUUCCAAAAUGGCAUGAGGAAUUCAUGAUCCCCAUCUCCUCAUGGAAGUCACCUAAUGUACUAGUUAUCGAAGUUUUCGACAAAGAUCAUUUUGUCGAUGAUACCCUCGGUAAAUGCACAGUGAAUAUCCAUGAUUUACGUGGUGGCCGGAGACAUGACAUGUGGUUAACUCUUCAAAGUGGUAAAACCGGAAGAUUGCAUCUUGCAAUAACCGUGGUUGAAGAUAACACUAAGGGAAAUAAUGGCACAGUUGAUGCCGAAGCAUUAAACAAAGAAGACACACAAAAAGCCUUACCAGCUAAAGCUUCUGAUAAAGGUUCAUCCUCACCUGUACCCUCGAAGAAACCUCAGAACUUACCAGAUCAUUUUGAGCCUAUAAACAUUGAAGGACAACAAGAAACUUGUAUAUGGUUUCACCAGCCAGGAAGUGAAGUGUCACAGACAUGGCAACCGAGAAAAAGGAAGGGUAGGAGCAGUGAAACACAGAUUGAUGGGGUGUCUACUGAUUCUUUUGGCGGUACCCUUUCUGGAGGAUCUGAAUCCCCUAAAAGUGACAGCAACAGUUCCCCCGAAGCGAAAAUAAACCGAGUUAAGCGCGGUCUUCAGAAGAUAAGUUUGGCAUUUAAUAGUUCCAAAAGUCACGAGGGCAGCCUAGAAGAGGUGGUUCAAACUCCAAAUGCUAACUUCAGAACUGUUAAUGACAAGGAAGAUGCUGUGAAGUUAGCCCCAGAUGACAAUCUUCCUUCAACCGAAAAGGUCUCAAACAAAGAAAGCUCAAGUUCUAAUGAAAGCAGCUCCGAAAGCCCUAGCAGAAUGAAAGGUAUGGCAAAGAGUUUUCUAAAACAUGCCGAGAAAUCCGCUCGUCAGCUCAAAUGUGUUCUUUCCAUUAAAGGAAGAAAAUUACUUGAAUCAUCUAUGGUCGACCAAGAGUUCACACUAGAAUCCGAAUCCUCUGGUGAUGAAUCAAUGUCAUCCCCCGCGGACAAGAGAUUACCAACGGCUUCCAAUCCUGUUUCCACAGCUUCCAGUGGCAAUACCGAAACGCAGGAGCUUGACGUCGUGCUGGAUUCAAGCAACCAAGUUGAUCGAGCAAUCACGAUUGAGCGACGAAAAGAAGAUAAUAACGAGGUGAAUAACUCCAAUAAACUCAGUAAUGCAGUGACUGAUCAGUCUUGGAAAUUGAAGUUCCUAAAGCAUACUUGGAGUGUAAGAAACAAGUAUAGAAGAAAUUCUAUGGGGGAUAAAUAAAACAUGGUUAAUAUAUAUAUAUAUUAAAAAAAGGUCUCUGAACUUUACUCCUUUAUUAAGAUAAGUCCUUCUUUACACUUAAAUCAUCCUUUUAGGUUUAUACUUAAGUAAGCUCUUAUUUCAAGGGGAAGGUUGAUUUUUGCUGGGGGUUAUUUAGGUAUAAUUGAAGUUCAAGGGCUUAUUUGAGUAUAAGUGAAAAAGUUUAGGGAUUUUUUUGAAAUUUAGUUUAGCU